AUGACUACAAAGGAACCCGGCCACUGCUUGCUUGGAGCUCUUCAGCAAGGCGGAUUACACAAAACUCAGACAAUCACCUCUGUUGUACGUGCGUCAUCACUCAUUAUUCAAUCCCUUUAUGAUGAACAUCUUCAUUCUAGUAACAAUCCCUUCGAGCGGCGAACACGGAGAUGUCGCUCUAUUGGUGAUAAUCUGCGCAGUGCUGUCCAGUCAAAAAUUCGUUCUUACAUCUUUGCAAACUUCCCCCUACGGGUCAUAAAGUUGCCGGAGAUGAGGCUCAUGGAUAGAAGUGCGGUCGUGGAUUAUCUCGUCAAGGCGAAACUCGAGAUUGUGGUGCGACAAGCCGAAGCAGUGGCACAAGAGGCGCGCGACAAAACCAUUUCUAAGUCGGUGGAGGACAUCGCAAGAUAUGCCAUCCUAUCACAUACGUGGGAAGUGGACGAGCCCAGUUACCAAGACUUCCACCACCCGUCCAGCCGUGGUAAGCAAGGCUACAAGAAACUCGAGAAUUUCUGCAAUAUUGCCCAUGAAGAUUACGGAGCCGAGUUCGCUUGGGCGGACACAGUCUGUAUCGACAAGUCCAGUAGCGCAGAACUGGACGAGUCGAUCCGUUCGAUGUUCGCAUGGUAUCGCAAUGCGGCCAUUUGUAUUGCUUAUGUUGGCCAAACAAUAUCUCUGUUUAACCUCGCUGCCGAUCGCUGGUUCACGCGAGGAUGGACCUUGCAGGAACUGCUUGCGCCGUUGCGAUUAAAGUUCUAUAACAAGGACUGGUUCCCGCUUACCCACUUCCGGAACGACAAGAUACGUGAAGGGGAUGUUAAAAAGCUCAGUGGUGAAACCUACUCUUUCCAGUUCCGCCUUCUCGGCGAUGCCAUCUUGACGGCAACUGGUAUAGAACCACAUCAUUUUCGUGACUUUGAGCCUGGGUUCGGAGACCCAUCUUUACCCGAACGCAUGAGGUGGGUCGCCCGAAGACUCACCACGAGAGCAGAGGACAAAUCGUAUUGCAUGAUGGGAAUAUUUGGCGUCAGCAUGUUAGUUGCAUAUGGAGAGGGCCCGGAACGUGCAUUCUUCAGGCUCUUUCAGGCGAUUCUAGGUGUGGAAUGCCGCCGCGAUUGGUUUUUAUGGACAGGCAAGGCUGUUCCGCGUCAUAUCCAUCCUUCGCGCAUGAUUCCCUCUGGCCCUGAAUGCUAUUUAUCCAGCAACUCUAAGAUUAGCGCAUCUGGAAUCUGUGCUAUUGGGGUCAUUCGACGAUCCUUUGAACUUGACCAACAUAGGUUUAUCGAUGAGCCUGCUGGUUGUUCCUGCACGCAUCGGUACCCAAGGUGA
Pisolithus orientalis is the source of this 1329-nucleotide messenger RNA. Its product is annotated as heterokaryon incompatibility protein-domain-containing protein. The record is from RefSeq and is a predicted model, not a curated record. NCBI's taxonomy places the organism in Eukaryota, Fungi, Basidiomycota, Agaricomycetes, Boletales, Pisolithaceae. The coding region runs from base 1 to 1329 and encodes 442 amino acids. The transcript has 2 exons.